Messenger RNA from Mesorhabditis spiculigera, 1161 nucleotides. The record is from the annotation of a GenBank genome assembly. NCBI's taxonomy places the organism in Eukaryota, Metazoa, Nematoda, Chromadorea, Rhabditida, Rhabditidae.
AUGGAGACGCUCGUCUCGCAGAACCCGUACCAGAAGCUGUACAACAAGAAUGUGCCCCAGAUCCGGCUGAUCGACCCUGAUGGGGAUAGCCAUGCUCAACCGCCCGACGCUCUGUCGACGCACCGCGGGCCGCUCAGCAAACAGAAAUCGAUCUCGUGCGAGGUGCUGCACGCGACGCCAGCCAUCGCCAUGGGGGAUGGCCAAGGAAGGCCGAACCUAAAGACGCCCGUCAGCCGGCAGACCGCCUACGUCAAUCUACCAAAAACGACGCCGAAACGCCCCGGGUCGGCAAAGAGUUACGGAAAUGAGGGCGACUCGUCCGGGGGCCCGUCACCGAUCUCGGCCCGAACGACGCCGAGGCCGAGCCACGAGAGUGAUUGUGAUGUGACGGAUAAUGAAACGCUCGAAGUCCGAUUCCGCGAGCCAGCCGAAUAUGAAGAGGCGGCCGGGCCAAGCGAGAUGUACGACGUGCUGAACGACUACCAGGCGGCCAACGACGACGAGCUGUCGCUCCGCCACGGAUCCGUUGUGCGGCUAGUGUCGAGAAAGACUGGCGAAAGCGAGUGGUUCGUCGGUGAAUACCACGGGAGGCGGGGCCUAUUUCCGGUCACCCACGUGCGAUUGCUUGGCGUGGAGGCCCCAAUUGUAAACAUGAAGCGCGAGGCGGUGAUGUUCCACCGCUUCUCGCACCCGAACGUCGUCAAGCUGCACGGCAUCUGCCUGGACACCGGCUUCGAAGGGAACACCCUGGCCCAGGUGCUGCAGAAGUUCUCCAGUGUGGCGAUGGGUGCCGGAGUGGUGGUCGGGUGGGGGGCGCAAAUCGCCUCUGCCAUGUCCCAUUUGGUCGAGCACGGCUGUGUGCAUCGAGAUCUGAAGGCCGAUAAUGUAUUGGUGAAGGAACCGGUGUGCAAGUGUAUCCUGAGAAGCCCCGCUUCAACGCCGACUGGGGAUCCGACCAAGUCCGGCCGCUGCUCGAUAUGCGAAGGACAAUCGAUGGCCGGCGGAACGGAGGCGUGGAUGGCCCCGGAGGCCUAUAUGCACCGCCAGUAUUCCGAGGCGUCUGACAUCUGGUCGUUCGGCAUCGUGCUGUGGGAGUUGCUGACACGAAAAGUCCCGUUUGAGGGAUACGAGUCGGUGUUCGUGGCGUACAGUGUAAGUCCU